Molecule: messenger RNA, 1743 nt
Organism: Prosopis cineraria
Lineage: Eukaryota; Viridiplantae; Streptophyta; Magnoliopsida; Fabales; Fabaceae
Cellular component (GO): cytoplasm
Source: RefSeq, a predicted model, not a curated record
UUUUACCAGAGCAGGUCCUCAGAAUUUGGGAUCUCAGGUUUCUUAGUUGCAGCGGAAAUAUGGGCGUACUCCCUCUCCCUCUCCCUCUCCCACUAGUUGGACUUCGAUCUUGGUCGAUGCAGUCAGAAUCUUGGUGUUCUUUGAGCUUCCAAGUUGUGGUCCUUCAAUUUCCUCUGAUAUUUCGAGAUUAGAUCUUUCAAUACUCGUUCCAUCUUGCGCUCUUUAAUUAGCUUUAGAGUUAAAAUUGAGAUGCGGAGCUUCCGACGUUUGACUGCAUACUUCUUUCCGGUGCGUUCAAUCACUCUUUUCGUUUUCAAAUCAUAAAUUGCGAUGAAUAAUUUCUCAUUUGGAUCCGGAAGUCCAAAGCCCUACCCAAAAAGCGAAUUUGACUUGGAAUCCGGAAAACCCAUAAAACGAUCCCGAAUUAAAACCUCGCAUCUUCACCCCAUCAGAAUGAUCAAAUCAUUUGGGAGUCGCCUUCAUUACUAUUUCAAGUUGCACCCAUUUAUGGGCUUCUUCAUCUCCUUGUGUUUUGGGAUCACAAUUCUUCUGGUCCUUUCUGUAUACGAAAGCCACUACAGAACGGUGAAUAGCUAUGGUAAACUCGAUCUGGGUUUGGACGAUUAUCCAUUCCCGAAGCUUCAAAAUCUUAUAAUGGUUGCGGGCCAUUCUAUUUAUACGAGCAGUAGUUGUGGGAAGAUCGAGAAGGAGGAAUCUUGGUAUCUGGAACCUUAUCAGAAAAUUGCUGGUCAAGCUGCUACUUUUAUGACUCACAUACGAGAGGGAAUUGAUAUUGCAGCCAAAGAUGACUUGGCUCUGCUCUUGUUUAGUGGAGGAGAGACCCGUAAAGAUGCUGGUCCUCGCAGUGAGGCACAGAGUUAUUGGGCUGUCGCUGAUUCCAAAGGAUGGUUUGGUAAAGAAGAAAGUGUGAAAUGGAGAGCACUUACUGAAGAGCAUGCCCGUGACAGUUUUGAAAACCUCCUAUUUAGUAUCUGCCGAUUCCGGGAGCUCACCGGCGCAUAUCCUGAGAAUAUAACCGUUGUAAGCUAUGAUUUCAAGCAAGAGAGAUUUGCGAAUCUGCAUCGAUCUGCAAUUGGGUUUCCAGAGUCAAGGUUCUUCUAUACAGGCACUUCUGCUGCAUCAAAUGCAAAAAAAGCUGCUUUAAAAGGGGAGGCACUGGUGCGAGCCCAAUUCCAGAAAGAUCCGUUUGGGUGUCAAAGUUCUCUUUAUCACAAGAAACUACGGCGUGACCCGUUUCAUCGCUCCAUUCCUUACCCGAAUGGUUGCCCAGAAAUUCAAGCUUUAUUCAGAUACUGUGGACCAGCUCCUUACCCUGGUUCUCUCCCUUGGGCAUAGCAAACCCAAUUUAGUCAAAUUACACUAUGAACUACCGGCAUGAGAGCUGAGGAGCCGGCAGAUAGGAUGUAUUGAGCUUGAAAAAUGGCGAGCCCUGUAGAUUCAAGAGUUUUUCCAUGUGUUUCAGGUAGGCUGAAUUGAUUCACCCCCGAGUGAAACAUGUCACUGCCCCCGUGGGAGGGUAUCAAAAUAUGCAAUUUGUCCUCGCCGGGGAAAAACUGUUGAAGACGGUUCCCAUAGUUUGCUUCAAAGAGAGUUCUUACUUGUAUAUUUAUUUGAGUUAUUUCAGAUUAAUUUUUAGAAAAAUUGAAUGGAAAAUUUAGGUAGCUGAAUAUUUGAUAUGUUUAUUUCUAAUGAAAUAAAAAGACGUAUUCUUUUUAAUUACUA